AAUGCAAGAAUAUGCACCUCCAUAACAAAGCCUGCAUGGAGUCCUGAGAGCGGUGGGAAAACAGAGGCUGCACAUUAAUGGACUGCUGCUCAGCCGUAAGAAAAAUAUCUGAUAAGAGAGGAUCUAAGUUGGAGGUUUUGCUCCUAUUUGUUCUGGAACAAGGGGAUAGUUUUGCGAACACGUGCGUACCCAUGAAAUUUUUCUACUCUCCGUUUUGAGUGAGUGAGUGAGUGAGUGUUUCGCAUCCUGGUGCGGGGCUCUGAGGAGGACUGCGCAUCACCAGAGUUGGUGCCGAAGUUCGGCCGCGAACGGAUGUGAGGAAAGAGUGUACCGAGUGAAACUCCCCACUUCUUUUUUGUCUCUCCUGCUUUGGCGUUGUGUUUGCUGAGACAAUAGUGAGUCAGAGACGCUGAAAGUGAUUUCAUGCCUUCAGUCUCGCACAACCUGCGAUGGACGUGAGAUUUUACCCUGCACCCCCGGCAAAUGUGGGUUCGUGCUCCAUACCGACUGACCCAAGUUGUCUGAGCUCGUUGGACUAUUACCACUCGAACAAGGCCCGGUACAGUGUGGGUGAACGAGCGGUUAGGCUCCACACUGCCCCCCCUCCAGGCAUCAGUCCAGCUAGGAAAAGACUGCCCACUGCUGUGUUUGAUGGUGACAACAUGUACAUGAAUGACAAUAACCAAGAGUUUCGGUCACCAAACCAGAGUUACUCCAGUCAGGGCAGAGGCAACAGUGGUGGUGGCGGAGGAGGAGGAGCCGGUGAUGAAGACUACGAGAUUCCUCCCAUCACUCCCCCAAACCACGCCGACCCGUCUCUGCUGCACCUCAUGGAGCACGAGUCAGGUUACCCCUUCCAUUCCCUGCCCCACAACGGCCUGCUCAACACCUACUCCUACCCUGAGCUGCCUGCCCUCAUGAUGUCCAACAUGCUGGGUCAGGACACCCACCUCCUAUCAGGGCCUAUGCACUCAAUAAGCAGUGAGAAGCGGCCCUCAGCAGAAAUGAUGAAGCCUAAACCCAAACCUCAAAAGAAGAAGAAGAAGAAGGACCCAAAUGAGCCACAGAAACCCGUGUCGGCCUACGCUCUCUUCUUCAGAGACACCCAGGCGGCCAUCAAGGGCCAAAACCCCAAUGCCACCUUUGGGGACGUCUCCAAGAUUGUGGCCUCCAUGUGGGACAGCCUAGGAGAGGAACAGAAGCAGGGGUACAAGAGGAAAACCGAGGCAGCUAAGAAAGAGUACCUGAAAGCCUUGGCCGCGUACCGAGCCAGUCUGGUUUCCAAGACAUACAAUGACCCUGAACCAAAAAGUGCCCAGCAGACCAGCCAGCCCUCCCACCUGCUUCCCCCCAAGCAGCCCCUGUACAGUGUGCCCCCCCAGCCCUCCUCACCCUACCUGGGCCCGCCGGGCUCCUUCCCCCUGUCGGACCUCCAGAGCUACGCCGGUCCGCCCCGUCACACCCUGGCCCAGACCCUCAGCCAAUCCCAGAUGCUGCCGCCCAACAUGAGUGCCUCUCCCCCAGCUCCCUUCCAGAUUAGCCCGCCUCUGCACCCCCAUGCCCAGCUCUCCCUGCACCAGAGCUCCCUGCUCAACCAGCCAAUCCGCAUGCAGCAGUCGCAGCCAAUCAUCUCACACCAAAUGGGGCUCCAGGCAUCUCUGCAUUCCCCUCCUCUCAGCCAACAGGGAUUCUCCCAUAUCCAGGCUGAUUACCAGAACAGUGUUGGGGGCUCACAGUCCCCAGGGACCCCUAACCCAGUGCACGGCCAGAACCCCGAAUGGGACAGCGAGUACUGCAACAGGGACUGUGGACCAAACCACUGCGGCAGUGGCAUGGGAGCCCGGGACAAGCCUCUCUACCUCACUUGAAGUUGAAAGAACUCCAAAUGUCAGACUCCAGGGAGCUUUCCAACAUAACAACAACAUCAUCGAUGUAUCUGCUUCAACACCAUUUUGUUUAUCUUUUUUUUUCUGAUGGAUUUCGAAAAUCCCAAAGACUGCUACAGUAACUUCACCUAUUUGCCAAGCACUUAGAUCAGCCAGAAGCCUGAGGCACUUCUCUUGCUUUUUUUUUUUUUU
Molecule: messenger RNA, 2078 nt
Organism: Xiphias gladius (swordfish)
Lineage: Eukaryota; Metazoa; Chordata; Actinopteri; Istiophoriformes; Xiphiidae
Product: TOX high mobility group box family member 2-like
Exons: 9
Coding region: 450-1868 (472 amino acids)
Biological process (GO): regulation of transcription by RNA polymerase II
Cellular component (GO): nucleus
Molecular function (GO): chromatin DNA binding
Source: RefSeq, a predicted model, not a curated record